CAACACCAACGACAUUAAUAACAACGCCAACACCUCUCUCUCUCUCUCUCUCUCUGUUCUUUUGGUAUUAGUUUUUGUUUAAUUAUAUUUGUAAUCUGUUUUAAUUAUAUAAUAAUAAUAAUAAUAAUAAGAAGAAGAAGAGGAAGAAGAAGAGGCAUAUUUUAGUAAGUAGCAAUUACGCGCUUUGCGCUUUUCCUUCCUUGAAAAAUAAAAAUUCUAUUUUUGUGUUCUCUCUCCCUCUUUCUCUCUGAAACAGAGAGAGGCUGCUGCCACCGGAUCGAGCUAUUUGCCAUCUCCAGAUCUGGGUUUUUUUUUUUCUUUUCCUUUUCUCUGAUCUCGUUUUGUCACCGUCAGAUCUGAUCUGGUGCAUAAAAGGGGUCUCUUGAUAGUGAUUGGCAUUGCCAGUGUAGAUCACUUCUUGUGACAAUGAAGAAGGUGUUUGAUCAAACUGUUAGGGACAUUAAGAGAGAAGUUAAUAAAAAAGUGCUUAAAGUUCCUGGUAUAGAACAGAAGGUUCUUGAUGCGACCAGUAAUGAGCCCUGGGGUCCUCAUGGAACUCUCCUAGCAGAUAUUGCACAGGCUACCAGAAAUUAUCAUGAAUACCAGAUGAUCAUGGCAGUAAUCUGGAAGAGGAUAAAUGACACUGGCAAGAACUGGCGGCAUGUCUACAAGGGUUUGACUGUUCUGGAAUACCUGGUUGCCAAUGGAUCAGAGCGUGUCAUAGAUGAGAUAAGGGAGCAUGCAUAUCAAAUCUCGACCUUGUCAGAUUUCCAAUAUAUUGAUUCCAGUGGAAGAGACCAGGGUAGCAAUGUCAGAAAGAAAUCCCAGAGUCUUGUGGUCCUGGUAAAUGAUAAAGAAAGGAUAAUUGAAGUUAGACAAAAGGCAGCUGCUAAUCGAGAAAAGUUUCGCAAUACGUCAGCUGGUGGAAUGUACAAACCUGGUUCAUAUGGUGACAGAUAUGAUGAUGAACGUUAUGAAGGUCGCUAUGGAAGCAGGGAUGAAGAUAGAAAUGGCUAUGGCUAUGGGAGAGAACGAGAUUACAACUAUAGGGACGAUGAUCGAUAUGGUAAAUAUGGAGACUCUUAUAGUCGUGAUGGAGAUCGGUAUGGAAGAGAUAAUGAAGAGCGCUACAGCAGAGAUGGCUACAGAGAUGAUGACUACCAAGGAAGAAGUCGAAGCAUUGAUGAUUAUGGUUCACGAAGCAGGAGUUCUGAUAGAGGGGCUGAUGACGACGGUCAAUCCUCAUCUCGCGGUAGUGGUGCUAAAGCUGAUGAUCAAUCUCAGGAUGGAAGCAUUGCCAGGAGGCUUGAGCGAAAAUUUUCUGAACAAAAUAUUGCUCCACCUAGUUAUGAAGAAGCUGUGAGUGAGUCCCGAAGUCCUGCUCACAGUGAAAGGAAUGGAGAAACUUCAGCAGCAUCUGUUCCUGGAGUAUCUUCUCCGCCUGCUCCUAGAGCUGCCUCUCCAGCUGAAAGCAAUAUUCCAAGUCAAGCAGCCACUGGUUUUGGUACAACUAUGUCUUCUGCAGGCGAGGAAGUUGAGGUGGCUGAUGAAUUUGAUCCUCGUUGUCCUGGUUCAGCUAGCCCCACCACUGCAGCUGCCUCUGCUGCUGCUACUGUCUCGAGCAAUGCUGAAAUGGAUUUACUUGGCUCUCUAUCAGAUUCAUUUGCUGCAAAUCCAUUGGCCAUCAUGCCAGUCUCCGCUGUGGCCACCUCUGAAGUUGACACUCAGACAAACUUUCCUGGAUCCACAUUUUCUGCAACGCAGCCUCCAUCUAGUGUUAUGAAUAUGCCUUUUGAAGAUCCAUUUGGUGACUCUCCUUUCAAGGCUAUUCCUUCCACCAGCGGUACUAUGUCAGCUCAACAGCAUACUUCUACCUCUGGAGCUGCUCUUCAGCCUACCCUCAGUCAAAGUGCUGAAAUCCCCCCCACAGUGCCACAAGACACGGUGAAUAAUUUUGGCUUUGGGGACACAUUCUCUGGCUUGACUUAUUCAGCACCUAAUGCCCAACCAACCUCAGCAAAUUCACAGUUUUUACCACAAGAACUGUCAACCUCACACGAUGAAACUGAUAUUCUGGCAGACAUCCUCCCAACAACUGGGCCUUCACCUGUAGUAGCUACACAAGCUGGUUUUCCAGCUCUGGCUGGUCAACCGGCAGAGCCAGGAGCCAAUAUUUAUGGAAACUACAAUUUGCAGGCAGGAUCUGUUGCACCAGUAUCUCCAAAUAUGGGCCCUCAGACAGCACAGUUUAGCAGUGGAAACUUUCUCCCACAUGGAGGAUCUACAGCUCCUAUCUCUUCAGCUGUGGCUCCACAAACUCCAGCUGGACCCGGAACACAAUUUAACAAUGGAAACUUACUUCCACAACAAGUUUCUGCAGCCCCAGCUUCACAGUUUCACGGCGCAAACUUCCUCCCAACUCAGGGCUCUGUUCCGGCUGCACAGUAUACUGCAACAGGACCAAAUCCGCAGUUCAGCAAUGGUAGCUUUCUCCCACAGCAGGGAUCAACUGCCCCAGUGGUCAUGCAAGCUGCUCACCAUUUUGCAACUGCACCAACUCCACAUUUUAACAAUGGAAAUUUCAUGCCACAACAGGGCUCUGUUGCCCCAGUUCCACAAGUUGGCUAUCAAACCCCAACUGGAUCUGCUACUCAGCCUAAUAAUGAUGUCCUGGGUAACCUAUUUACACAAGGACCAAAAACUUCCUCGACUUCUCAGCCAGGUAUUCCAUCUUCAGCAGGACCACUGGCUCUAGUUCCACAACCAUCUAAAGAAAAAUUUGAGACGAAGUCGACAGUUUGGGCGGAUACACUGAGCAGAGGGCUAGUCAAUUUGAAUAUCUCUGGACCUAAAAUCAAUCCAUUGUCGGACAUUGGAAUAGAUUUUGAUGCCAUUAAUCGCAAGGAAAAGAGAAUGGAAAAACCAACAACAGCUCCCGCCACAUCAACCAUCAACAUGGGUAAAGCUAUGGGAUCUGGUUCAGGGAUAGGCCGAGCAGGUGCAAGUGGUCUUAGGGUUCCUCCAAAUCCUAUGAUGAAUUCUGGCAUGGGAAUGGGGGCAGGCAUGAAUAAUAUGGGAAUGGGGAUGGGAGGAGGUCCUGGUUCAGGUAUGGCCAUGGGAGGGUAUGGAGGCAUGAAUCAACCCAUGGCGAUGCAAAUGGGGAUGGGGAUGGGGAUGAACAUGGGGAUGAAUGUGGGGAUGGGGCAGGGUGGCCAAAUGCAACCUCCUGGUUCAACCAUGCCUGGGGGUUAUAAUCCAAUGAUGGGCACAGGUGGUUACACUCAACAGCCUUACGGCGGUGGCUAUCGAUGAUAAUGAGCUAGUUUGUUAUAUGGAAGUGUAUUGAAUACCAGACGUCUUUUUGAGGUAGAAGAGAUGUCAUAGCAAAACCAGAGAGUUACAGUUGAGCACACGCUUAUUAGUCUGAUAUGCGGUGGAAAGAUGUGAUUUUGAUCGAUAGUUGUAAUCUGUUUGAAACUGAAAUGUUGCCUGGAUGUGUUUCCGUCGCACUAUUGUUUGCAAUAUCAUUCGUUUUGGGUCAGGAGUCGGUUUUAGGCGCAUGCUCAUUUCAGCUGUUGUGAAUUUGUAAUAUGUGAGGAUGAGGAUAACCUUUCUCAGGUUGUCAGAUUACCCUUAUUUUUUUCUUCUUUCACAUAUAUAUAUUUUUUUGUAAUAUGUCAGAGAUCUAUAAGACGCUUGACUAUUGAAGAAAACCAAUAAAUCUGAUGAUUCAUUUGACUA
Molecule: messenger RNA, 3741 nt
Organism: Ricinus communis (castor bean)
Lineage: Eukaryota; Viridiplantae; Streptophyta; Magnoliopsida; Malpighiales; Euphorbiaceae
Product: clathrin interactor EPSIN 3
Exons: 14
Coding region: 427-3312 (961 amino acids)
Biological process (GO): endocytosis
Cellular component (GO): plasma membrane; clathrin vesicle coat; endosome
Molecular function (GO): phospholipid binding; clathrin binding
Source: RefSeq, a predicted model, not a curated record